Messenger RNA from Solanum tuberosum (potato), 1434 nucleotides. Its product is annotated as TVP38/TMEM64 family membrane protein slr0305. The record is from RefSeq and is a predicted model, not a curated record. Gene Ontology annotation, cellular component: membrane. NCBI's taxonomy places the organism in Eukaryota, Viridiplantae, Streptophyta, Magnoliopsida, Solanales, Solanaceae. Bases 354 to 1178 code for a protein of 274 amino acids. The transcript is spliced from 9 exons.
AUAGGAAAGAAGCAAGACUUUGGAGUUUUCACUACGUUACGCGAAUAGCAUCUUCCUAGACGCAAAACGUAAAAAAUAGAAGGAAAGCAGCAAAGCAAAGCUUUUUUUAGCUUAUAGAUCCACCCCAAGAUCAAAAACUAUUGUAAAAAAUUGAUCUUUUUGUUCUUGGGAGAUGAGGCAUUAUAGAAAUUUUCUUGGGGUUUUAUCCUUAUAGAUUUAGGGGUGUUUAAUUUUAUCUUCAAUUGGGAAAUCUGGCUAAUUUAGGAGGAUUAAGGCCGCGCUUGUCAUUGAAACAAGCAACUCCCGAGGACCAAGACGAAGAGGAGUGUAGGCCUUGGCGUAAGAGGUUAUCAAUGGCUUUUCAUUGGUCUUCUCUUUUCAAAUUCACUUUUCUUCUUCUCCUUCUCGCUGCAAUUGCCACCGCUUGUUUCACUCUCCCCAUUGAAAAGAUACUGAAAGAUUUCUUGCAAUGGAUUGAGCAAGAUCUUGGUCCUUGGGGUCCCCUUGUCCUGGCUGUUGCAUACAUUCCUCUUACAGUAUUGGCAGUUCCUGCAUCAGUUCUUACGCUAGGUGGUGGUUAUCUAUUUGGCCUGCCUGUGGGUUUUGUUGCUGAUUCUAUUGGUGCUACCAUUGGUGCUGCCGCAGCAUUUCUUCUUGGUAGAACAAUUGGGAGGUCAUUUGUCAUUUCCAAAUUGAAAGAUUAUCCACAGUUUCGUGCAGUUGCAAUUGCAAUUCGGAAAUCUGGCUUUAAGAUUGUUUUGCUGCUCCGACUUGUUCCUCUGCUUCCGUUUAAUAUGCUGAACUACCUGUUAUCAGUGACACCAGUUUCAAUUUGGGAAUACAUGCUGGCUUCAUGGUUGGGAAUGAUGCCAAUAACUUUUGCCCUGGUGUAUGUCGGCACAACUUUGAAAGAUCUUUCUGAUGUUACUCAUGGAUGGGGUGAAUUUUCAAAAUCUCGCUGGGCUAUGAUAAUAUUGGGGCUUUUGGUGUCUGUGUUUCUGAUUAUUUGUGUGACAAGAGUUGCAAAGGCCGCUUUAGAAAAAGCACUGGCUGAAAAUGAAGACAUUGAUGACAUAUUGUCAAUACCAGAGCUACCAACUGUGGCUGAUUCAGCUGCACGUCUCGACCAGCCCCUUAUAAUAAAGAUAGAUUCUGCUCAAGACAAUCAUGAAAAAUAGGACUGGUAUUUUGUAAAUUUCAUACUUGCGCUAUGGCUAUAGGUAUCAUUUCUUAUUGAUGAUUUUGACAUCCCUUUGGUGAAGAAGCUUUUUCAUAGUCUUCAUUUGUACAGGCAGAUCAUACAAAUGGACGUAGUUUGGACAAAAAUUGAAUUUUUUAGUUUCUUUUUGGGGCUACUUCAAAUCUACAAGUCUUGGAUUACCAUUACCACCAGUGUAAUAAACCCCGGGAAAUAAUUUUCUUCCUUUACGCGUA